AUGCCGCACACGCAGAUGAUUUACGAUUCCGAUGACUCGGACUUUUCGGAGACCGAUGUCUCGAUCCAAGGUCAUCGAGGCGGCCGUGCUCACUUCCGCCGACGUUCUAUCUCCCGCCCCCGUGUAUCGGAGACUCUGCUUUCGCCUCCGCCACAGCGAGGAGUGUUCCGGUCGUCGUCGACAGGUCGUCGCCGGGACCGUGAACGCGACCGCCCGGUCAACGUGAUGAUCCAUAACGAUCUGGAACAGCGCAGCAACAACGCCAGUAGCAGCAAGCCCCGCAUGAAACAAUCCAAGAUGGUCGAAGUCCCUGACCUCGACGAGGAAGAAAUCAGUCGCUCUCGCGGCCGGGCAGCUACUGGUGUCUCGCGCGAAGCGUCCCCUUACCACCGUGACUAUGAACUCGCCUUCAGCCAGCGGCUCCUGGAGCACGACAAUACGCGCCAAGACUUAGAGAUCUUCAAGCACCAGCAGGAGAUCGAGCGCUUGGAGCGCGAGCUGCAAAAACAUCGUGAGCGGGCGGAGAAUCCGCGGAACGCUCAUGAGUCAAGCCUGCUGCAUGCCGACGAGGAUUGGUACGAGGCCAAGAUCAGUGAGCGUAUGCGCUGGAUGGAAAAAUUGGAGAAACAGGAGCGCAAGGCCCGGAGCGAAGAAGUGCGCCAGCGAAUUAUUGAGGAGGAGAUACGCAAGGCCGAUGCGCAGCGACGCCUGGAGAAGUUCGAGAAAAAAACACAUGAAGAAGAGGAGCGCGAGAAGGCCGAUGCGCAGCGGCGCCUGGAGAAGUUCGAGAGAAAAAUACAUGAAGAAGAGGAGCACGAGAAGGCUGAGGCCGCGUGGCGCCUGAAGAAGUUCGAGGAAUCUGAGAAGGAGGCGGCCGAUCAGAAAGAGUUGAUGAAGAAGAUUGAACUGCAGAAGUUAAAGGAGUUGGCCGACGCUCAGAAGGAGAAGGCCAAGCGUGACAAGCUCAAGCAGGAGUUUAUCGAGGAGCAGGAACGCGCCGCGCGUGAGGCGAAUGAGAAGAGGCAACAGGAGCUCCUGAUGAAGAAGGCUGCCAUUGAGGAGUGGAAGAUGGAACAAGAGAAGGCGAAACAAAGGGCCAAGGAGGAGCAAGAGAAGAAGGACAAAGAGUUCCGUGAUCGCUUGCGUCACGAAUUCGGCUAUACCGAGGAGGAGAUCGAGAAGAUGCUGAACAAGGAGAAGAAGGAAGAAAAGGAAAAGAAAAAAGAACACAAAGAGCACGACCAGAAGCAGCUCGAGGAGUCAUCCAGGACCACAUGGAUCAAGGUCCACCGCAAGCACCUGCUCCCCGAAACCUUGCUGGCAUACAAUCUUCCAUGGGAUUGGGACGAGCGCGACACCAACUAUAUCAUCAUCAAGCGGUGGGUCUCCGAAGACUUCCAGGAAGAGCUCUUUUCCCACACCCGCCGUAUACGCGAGGGCAAAAUGAUCGCCCAGACCUCCAGCUCGACGACCGAACUCAAGGUCAACGACCGCAACAAAGACAAAAUGUACCUGGUCCGCAAGAAGAGCCCCAGCCGGCGGCUGCGCCUCUUCUUAUAA
This is a messenger RNA of Penicillium argentinense, 1560 nucleotides long. RefSeq lists its product as uncharacterized. The record is from RefSeq and is a predicted model, not a curated record. The coding region runs from base 1 to 1560 and encodes 519 amino acids. The transcript has 3 exons. Lineage: Eukaryota; Fungi; Ascomycota; Eurotiomycetes; Eurotiales; Aspergillaceae.